UUCUUAAAAAAUUCAAAAUGGCUGACGAAGGUACAAAAUAUGUCAAUGGGUCUACAGCUGAUAAUAAUGUUAGUCCACAGAAACGUAAAGCUGAGGUUCUGGAGAACACAGAUGCCCCAAACAAAAAAGCCACCAAAGUUGCACCAGCAGUGCUUGGCAGUGGAAAGAUUUCAAUGACACUGGGAAAGAAACCAGGAAUAAAUAUGAACAUUGGAGGGACGAAAAAAUUAGGAGCUGCUCCAAUCAAGAUGUCAUUAGCCACACAGCCUACCAAGGAGGCAUUACCAGUGGUGGAAAAAGCUAAACAUGUAGCAUCUGUGUUCAAUGAAGAGAGUGAGAGUGAUGAAGAAGAGAUGCCAAUGGAGGCAAAGAUGAGGAUGAGAAAUGUGGGAAGAGAAACCAAAACUGCUGCUGGACCAAAUUCAUUUGGAAAGGGAAAUUUAGGUUUUUGUGACAGAACUAGAAUGAUAGAGAGAGAGUUGAAAAAACAAAUGGAAGAAUUAGGGGAGCAAGCCGAUUCUAAAGGAUAGUGAAAACACGAUCGUCUAUAGAGAUUGGUUUUAACAGCAGAGCUAUUUUUGUGUACAGCGAUCAAAUCUCGUUAUUGCUUAUUCUAAGGGAUAUACAAGUGUUCACUGUUUAGUAGUUAAUUGAUUCUCUUGGAGAUAAUUCAAGUUUAAGGAGGUCAAUGAUCACAUAGGUUAUUUAUUUACUCUUUAGCUGGUUAAGUUACGAUGUGGAAAUACUGGCGAAUUUCGCAAAUUGACGAAAAAAAUCGCAAAACUUUCCUCAAUCGUAAAUAUCAACCAACCUGUCAUUAAAUUCUACCCUUGCAAGAUUCGCUAAUAUUUUUUCUUUCUGGAAUAUCUGGAAUUUAUUUUAAAUUCGCUAAGUUUUCGGUACGCAUAAAUAUUGAUUUAUACAGUAUACAUUGAAAUGUAACAGAUUUUGUUAUUGUGACACCAAAAUUUAGAAUUAUUAGUUACAUGUAUUUUCACUGAGACAGUUUCAGCACAGAAGUAGUUUGCAUGUUAAGCAAUGAGUUAUGUUAAGUCUUUGCCAAAAUUGAAUUCACUAGAAUUGUUAAGCUUUAGAUUUUAAUUGUGACAUUAAUAGUUUUGAAGGAUGGCUCAAAGCUUGUGUUCAAAGAUGAGGUGACAGUAUUUAUUUAGUGAACUACUGCUGUAUGUAAAAUAGUGAUAAAACAAACAUAAAAUCCUUAGCCUGCUGACUGGCUACAGAAUCUAUCCCUGUGACUAGUGCAGACCAAGAUCAGCCAGCACAUUCCUGACAUCUGAUCAUGGUGAGCACUAUUCAGUCAGUACUUAUUCUGAAAUUUCCCUAAAAAAAGAUUUUUGGGUCAAUUUUCAAAAAUAUAAUAAUUAUUCUGGAAAUAAUGCAGUGAGCAAAUGACCUGAAAUUUUGCAUAUAAGUUAUUGUUCUAGACCUACAUCAAAUGGAACAUUAUUCUUGAAAAAUUCUUUCCAUUCCUGACACGUAAAAAAAACACUGUCAUUGGAAUCGUUUUAAGAAAAGUAAAUAUUCUUAGGUUCCGAGUGUUUAAAUUUUCUCUGUCUAUAUGACUCUUAAUGCAUUUUUUGCAAAAAUACUAAUGAAUAAUUCUUUUUUCAUCAUUAUAUUUCUACUCUAUACAAGCAAUAUGAAGGCUAUGUUGGCAUAUUUAAACUUUUAAUAAUUUUGUCGGAAAGUUUGUUGUUGACCAGCCUCAUUCAAUUCACACAAUAUUUACUGAUUGAAACUAUUAAUUGAAUUUUAAUCAAAACAUUGAAAUAAAUCCCGAAACGGUUGCUUUAAAGAAAUAGGAUUGAAAAUAUAUGUAUUUUACUGGAAAGAAUUUUUUUCCUUUGAAAAAGAAAUUUCUGAUUAACAGAACUAUUUAAGUUGGUGUGUACACACCUGUCAUUGUUAAUGAACUUGGGUUUAUUUUGCAAUUGGAAGCAUUUUUUAUAUGAGCCAUAUUGGCUUGAUGUUAAUUUAUGUAUUUUAUUUUACUUGUGUUUUUGUAGAUCAAAUAAAUAAGUGAAAUAU
Messenger RNA from Ruditapes philippinarum (Manila clam), 2049 nucleotides. Its product is annotated as PEST proteolytic signal-containing nuclear protein-like. The record is from RefSeq and is a predicted model, not a curated record. The transcript is spliced from 5 exons. The coding region runs from base 18 to 530 and encodes 170 amino acids. Gene Ontology annotation, biological process: protein ubiquitination; proteasome-mediated ubiquitin-dependent protein catabolic process. Gene Ontology annotation, cellular component: nucleus. Lineage: Eukaryota; Metazoa; Mollusca; Bivalvia; Venerida; Veneridae.